Camelina sativa (false flax) is the source of this 771-nucleotide messenger RNA. The record is from RefSeq and is a predicted model, not a curated record. NCBI's taxonomy places the organism in Eukaryota, Viridiplantae, Streptophyta, Magnoliopsida, Brassicales, Brassicaceae.
AUGGAGAGACAAGAACAAGAAGCGAACAAGAAGAUCUCCUACGAUAUGAGAAGCAGAGACCCGAUUCCAGAUGAUGUCAUCGAGGAGAUACUCAAAGCAUCGAUUGUUGAAACCCUAGCGAGGUUUCGCUGCCUAUCGACGCAGUAUGCAUCCAUGAUUCGCAGCCGAGAGUUCAUAAAAUCGUACUUGAUCAAGUCUUCUACUCGUCCUCUCAGAAACCUCAUCUUCACAUUCAUGGAGAUGGAACGUUUGGGAAAUCAAUUCGUCUUCUCAGCCAGUCAACCUCAAAAUGAAGGUGAUUCAUCUUCUUCAGCAACUUACCAUAUGAGUAGCCAAUAUCAGAUGCACACUUCUUCUCCUUUUGUUCAUGGUUUGAUUUGCCAUGGACGUCCUUCUAAGAUGGAAAUAUAUAACCCUAGCAAUAAAAAAUCCAUUACUUUGCCUAAGAUCGAUUAUGAGAGUUUCCCAUAUUACAUGUACUUGGGUUAUGAUUCCAUCGAUGGUGAUUACAAAGACACUUUUUGGAGGAAGAUUGAAGAUUUUCCUCCCCACACUCAUAGUUCUCCGUAUUCUCCUGAUCUAUGUCUCAAUGGUGUUUUGUAUUAUGGAGUUCAUCAUCUCAGCACCCAUGAGAAUAAUCCCCACCCUGAUGAUUUGAUUCCUGCGAUUAUGAGUUUUGAUGUUAGGUCUGAAAAAUUUGAUCUCAUAAAACUACCAGAGUUACCAGACAAUGUCUUGCUUCCAAUUCUGACAACCUACGAGGGAAGGUGA